AUGGAAAAUGAGACUCAACUCCUUUCUGUCCAGUUGAUACGGCCGAGCGCGAAUACUGAGAGCAGAAAACACACCUUUGCAGUCUAUCCUUGUCAAGUCUUGACACAACCCUCGAACCAUCAAGACAUGACCGGCCCAUCCGUAACCAAAGAUGGCGCAAUGGCUGCCGUUGGACCACAGUAUAGUCGCCGACGGUUGGGAACCAAACCCAACUACAACGAUGGGGAGGUCAGGUCGCUCAUGUUCAAUUUCGUCAGACAAGCGCAAACACUAAAAGCAGAAAAUGCAAAUUCGCAGUCCUUCAUUACUGCCAUGAAGAAAAGCUUUCAGAGCCUCCAACACGGAAAAGCAGACACGAUGCAACAGGUCCAGCGCGAUGAGGGUACAGAAGGGCCAGCAGAUUGA
Messenger RNA from Letharia columbiana, 405 nucleotides. RefSeq lists its product as uncharacterized. Lineage: Eukaryota; Fungi; Ascomycota; Lecanoromycetes; Lecanorales; Parmeliaceae. The record is from RefSeq and is a predicted model, not a curated record. Bases 1 to 405 code for a protein of 134 amino acids. The transcript has a single exon.